This is a messenger RNA of Dermacentor albipictus, 5608 nucleotides long. Its product is annotated as Na(+)/H(+) exchange regulatory cofactor NHE-RF2-like. The record is from RefSeq and is a predicted model, not a curated record. Gene Ontology annotation, biological process: protein localization to plasma membrane. NCBI's taxonomy places the organism in Eukaryota, Metazoa, Arthropoda, Arachnida, Ixodida, Ixodidae. Gene Ontology annotation, cellular component: apical plasma membrane. Gene Ontology annotation, molecular function: protein binding; protein-membrane adaptor activity.
AAACUUAGCGCGGGAUUGUGCUAUAAAACGUUAACGGUGCUGCAGUUGUUAAUGGCAUUGGAUGCUAGUCGUUCAUAAGCUGUCUCUAAGCAGCCUGAAAUCCUAAUAUGUUUAGGAGCGGCCCGCUUUUCUCAUUUCUGCAAACGUUUUUAUUAUCGCGGUGAACGUGUUUCGCAUUCCGCGCGCUAGGGGGCCGUGCGUCUCUUCUUUUCCCUCCGCUUCUGCUACACUCUCGGCGGUGGCCGGCGCGGCGCUUUUUUCCGCGCUUGCUUGUUGACGACGACAGUGGAGCCGGCCAACGUAGCAUCGCACUUGGUGUGGGCGGUACGUCGAAGUACUUGCAAGACACCCGGAAUUUGGCCUUUAUUUUUUCCCUCGUUGAUUUCGGUCCCACUGUAACGACAAGGUCAGUUUCUGCUCUGCGGGGGUACUCCGUGCGCCCGAUGCACUUGCCAUAUCCGGCGGGAGAAGAGCGCCGUAGUAGUCGUGUAGUGUAGUGAGCGAGUCUACUUUCGUACCGAGUGACCGACGGGUGAGUGAGUGCCCGCAUUAGCAGCAGCAGCCGCACAAGCAGCAUGUCGACGACACCGGACCUGUUGCCGGCCGAAGCGCCGGCGCCCAGGCUCUGCCACCUGAUCAAGAUCCCCACAUUCGACGGAUACGGAUUCAACCUGCACGCCGAGAAGUCGCGGCCCGGUCAGUUCAUCGGCAAAGUGGACAGCGGCAGUCCCGCCGAGCUGGCCGGCAUGCUCGAAGGGGACCGCAUCGUGGAGGUGAACGGCGUGAACAUAGCCAGCGAGAGCCACAAGCAGGUCGUCGAGCGCAUCAGGGCCGUGCAGAACGAGACGCGCCUGCUCGUGGUGGAUAGCGUGACGGACGCGUGGUACACCGAGCACAAGCUGGUGCCCCGCUCGACGCAAGAUAACGUGCGCUACAUUCGGACUCCCACCGGCGACGAUGACGACGUCGACGGCGGGUUGCAGGCGCCCAACGGACACCACUCGCCGCAGGAGGCGGCCGAGGAGCAGCAGAGUGCAUCGCUUCCGUCUGCAAAGGAGGAACCAGAGGAGCCCGAGAAGGCGACCACUGACGGCGACGUGGCGGCCAAGGCCGACGCCGCCGAGCUGCCCGAGGACGCCCCGCAGCCGCGCCUCUGCCACAUGACCAAGUGGCGCGACUUCGAGGGCUACGGCUUCAACCUGCACGCCGAGAAGGACCGGCGGGGCCAGUACGUGGGCAAGAUCGACGCCGGCAGCCCCGCCGAGUACGCGGGACUGCGCGAGGGCGACCGCAUCGUCGAGGUGAACGGCGUCAACGUCCAGCAGGAGGCGCACCGCGACAUCGUCGAGCGAAUCCGCGCGGUGCCCGACGAGACGCGGCUGCUCGUGCUCACGGCCGAGGGCGAACAGUGGUACCGCGACCGGGACAUCGAGGUACGUGGUGACCAAGCCAAUGUGUUGCGGCUCCGCAACCCGGAGCUGAACCCUGCUACCAGUGGAAAUGGGCAAGGUGAUGGCGCUGCGGCUGCCGUAGCCGAUGGAAGCGAAGGUUCCCAAGAGGACGAGGCAGCCCAGUCAGCUCCCACACCUGUCCUGAGGCGGCAGAGUGGGUUGGAAGGAAAGGAGGAUGCAGAAGAGGAGGAAAGCCGUUCCUCGGAGCCUGAACCCGUACCAGCAAAAGCAGAGGUGCCUGCAAGAGAAGAGCCAAAUGCUGCUGGGGACAAGCUGGCAAAGAGCCUCGCCACCGGAAUGAAUCAAGCAGACUCAAGCCCUGAAGCCAAGCCCGCACCACCGACAGAGCCUGCACCAUCAGAAUCGGCCAAUGCCACGAGCAACGGUUCUCUCAACAUGCUCAACAUGAGCGCCUCUGAGAUGCGGCAGCUGUUGGCGCAACGCAAGAAGCAUGAUCCGAAAAAGAUCCAGAUGGACCUGAAGAAAAAGUAUGAGCUCAUUGAGCAGAUGUGAGCUGGUUGUGUCUUCUGUCGAACGACGCCAUUAGUUAUGUGUGGCUGGUCCCAGCACACAUUUUGUGUGCUAGUGUAAUAGAUAUUUUAUGUAUCUCCUUUUUAUCUGGGAGCUGGGAGGGUUGUGUACCUGGGCGAAUGUGCAACUCUGGAUUCACUGUUCUCUGGAUUCAGCUCUGGAUUUACGAGGCACCGAUUGCAUUCUUUCUUUAGACAACGCUGAUUUCGGUGCUGUCUACUAAGGAAUGGGGCAACCAUAUGGGAGAGAAGAGUUUGGGAAUUUGGCAGCAUUGGUGUGUUCCUGAUGUAGGUGCUGUCAGUAAAAAAAUUAUCACCUUCUCUGCAUGCCUGACGAGAUAACUGUUCAUGUUGGCGAUAGAUUUUGCUUUUUUACGCCACGUGGCUAUUCAGCAAUUUGGCAAGAAUUGUUUUUUGAUAACAAUGUUGUUGAGCUAUUGUUUCAGAUGGAACAGCAGUUGUCUCGGUGUUGAGGGGACUGUAUUGACAACUGUCUGUUCAGCUAAUUAACCACGAUGUAAUUAGUUGCAGCACACUGAUAUAUGUCACUGGUAAAGUAAAUAUUUUCCCACGGAUCACUUUUGCUGUGUAAAGAGGCUAUUGCCAGGGGCUUUUCUCUGUCAAAUGUGAUCCUGUGCUUCUUCAUAGGACAAUUAAUUUUUUUUAUGCAUCUUCUGUUCUCUGAUGCUGCCUUUGACUUGAGAUUGAAGGCUGUGCUUGGCAUGGGCAUUCAUCCAGUCUUUUGAAACAAAACUAAUUGUGCCCUCAUGAGAUCCUUGUUGGAUGGGUCCUUAAAAUUUUUGCUAUCACCUUAAGCUGCUGACAUAAUCAUUGUGUUUCGAGGACACAUAAUUGUAGGAGGCGAAGAAUGUUAUUGGUACGUUUGUUUCAUUGUGUGCUGCACAUGUUGCCACAUUCCAAACAUUACGUCAAAUAUGUUAGACUAGAUGUGGGUAGAUAGUGAAACUGAUUGCUAUUGCUGAGUUGUUCCUAAUGUAAACAGCUUGAUUUUUAAAAAAAUUUUGCACUUGUCCUUGAAUAUGUAAAAAGUUGACUCGGUGAACGAUCUGUGGAUGAAAAUUCACCUUGGAAUGAAGCUCAGAUCAAAUAUUUACAUUUUCGCACAUUUCUGCGUGCACUUGUGUGUUGACUGCAGAAAGCCAUUCCUGGUGAACUUGCAUUCUCACAGUGGAGGCUGGGCUCCAACUACAACAAAAGGCUAACUUUGGCAUUUUGUCUUUUGAAGCUUUAGAGAUGCAAUAAUAAAAUCUUGAUCACAUUUCCAGGACAGGCACUCUAUUUAGGAUGCCCGCUGGACAUGCUGAGUUAGCAUAAAACUUAAGAAAUAAAGCUUUUUAAAUAUUAUACAUAAGUUUAGAUUAAAGAUUGUGUCAAUGGAAACAUACUACAUGCGAAGGCACUGUUAUGCCACAUGCAACCUUAUCUUUGUACUUUAAGGUUAGCGAGGUAAAGGUUGCUUAUAUUUGGUUUCUAUGAAGCCAAAACUUCAGCAUUUCAGGAAUAGUUGGUGUACAGUUGGUGUACAGUUGGUGUACAGUUGGUGUACAGUUGGUGUACAGUUGGUGUACAGUUGGUGUACAGUUGGUGUACACUUGGUGCAAAAACCUUGCGGGAUCCAGGACACACAAAAAUUCAAUUUCAUUCCAGUUUUGGGUGGUGCACAAUAGUGCACGCAGCAAAUCUGAAGUCCAGGCUGUAUGCAUGGGCUCGGGAAAUACUUAGCUUUUUCUUGUUUUCUGCAUCUGACAAAACUGACAAACGCUGCACUUGUUGGGUGACAUAUUGAUCAGCCUUCCAUUGCUCAUUAUCACUGUGAUGCGCAGCCAGAAAUUCUACACAGCCUUUUCCGAUUUUUCCAAUCUAGGUGUUGUAGGUGAUUCUGCCAAUUCACGAUCAACUUUGGUACCGAAAGGCAUUGGGUGGUUUCAAUUGAAAGCAUUAAAUGAUGUAGAAAGUGCAUUGACGCUUGUAAUAUCAGACCCUUCCUUGUGCCUUAGCACGUAUUUCACAGCACAUAAGUGCCAUUGCGUCUAGUUCCAAAUAAGUGCUUUCAAAUAUUGCCAGCUGUAGUACCAUCACAGGGUCUUGUAGCCAAUGCAUAAAACUGUUGAAGCCUCUGGGGUCUGGCUCAUUUUGAUGAGAUGCAAAGAUUUUGUGUGGUUGUUUUACAUUUAUGAUUGUGAAAGAUUUUCAUAAUUUGCAUUUAUGUCUACUGUGUGUGAAAGGUUUGACAUUCAUGCAAGGUACGAACAUUGAGGAAAACAGCUGAUUUGAAUUUACGACUGUCUGUUGCAGUCUUCACUCCGAAAUUAAAAUGGUAGUAUGAUUAAUAUCCUUUGACAUCCGAGCUCUUCAGCAUGUGCCUAAUAACAAUGUUCGAGCCUGCAUGCCUGCUAUAGUCAUUACUGGAAUACUGGAUUGGGUGUUUCCUUUAACGUAGGCGCACCCUGUAGGUGCAUAAUGUUAUGGAUGAUGUAUUGUGCAGGAUGACACCUAAUUAAAGUUCUAGCAUGUACUAUUGCUUGACUGAAGUGGUGAAAAAAGUAGUAGUAUUAAAGUUUCUGCCCUCAAGAACUACAGUGACCAUCAUUUUCAAUGUGGGCCUUUUAUUUCUGUAUGAAAGCUAUUGUGUCUGCAUGGAUGUAAGCACUAUCAAUUUCUACGAGCUCUUUGUACACGUUGAGCAUUGUGUGUACAAAAAAAAGAUCAAAACUGAACAAUAUCUGCACAUUCCUUUUUUUCUAUGUGCGUUGUAUAACUGGACCAAGUACAUUGCAUAUGUAUUUUAUCUGUAGCAGCGUUGAAGCUUUGGACCUGGUUUCCUAAAUAUUUUCUGUUUUUAUACCUGAUUGUCUUUGGAGCAUUUUUUUGAUGCCUGAUGCUGCAUUUUUGCACACUUUUUUUUUAACAGAAGCCUUAUUGGACGUUGUUUUUCUGUCCAGCCUAAUUCCGAUGCAACAGCCACUUAUGGAAGUGCUGUUUCUGACUGCACGCCAACAUUCCUGUCGUUUGAUUCAAGAGAAGGGUUUUCAUUGUUUUUGUGGUGUAUGUGUGUGCGAGUGUACUGAAACAGUCGCUUGAUUUUGUGGUGAAAUGCACUUCGUUUUCUGCAGUUGCACCAUCUCAUCAUAUAUUUGUGAGAUGAACGUUACUCGGAGUUUGAUCUAGUUUUGUUUAAUGUGUGUUUAUACCAUGAAAACUCAACUUCUCACAAGCUGUUUGAGCUGUCUAGAAUGUAAUUUUGGUCCAGCUACAGUGCACCAAAAUUACUGCCAGCUCAACAUAAUUUAAUGGCACCCUGUAUUGGCCUAAAGGUCGUUUUUCUUUUAACAUUUGCUUUCAUGAGGUGGUCACAGCUCUCAUUGUGGCCAGGGUUUGGGGCACGUCAGUGUACUGUUUUUAAGCACUCCGCUCUCCAUAAGUGCCUGAACAAAGUUUGUGGCAUCCCGCUGCCAAGAUAUAUCCCCUCCUUGUGGGGCAUCACCAAGUGCCUUUAUCUAAUCCCGAAUCUGAUUGACCUCUUUUGUCGCUGUCCGUGAAAUGGAAGACUUAAUUUUGCUGGCUGUGUCUUUUCAAAUACCAGCAAUAAAAGUUUAUUGAACAAUU